Molecule: messenger RNA, 774 nt
Organism: Emiliania huxleyi CCMP1516
Lineage: Eukaryota; Haptophyta; Isochrysidales; Noelaerhabdaceae
Exons: 4
Coding region: 1-774 (257 amino acids)
Biological process (GO): centriole replication
Cellular component (GO): centriole
Source: RefSeq, a predicted model, not a curated record
AUGGAGUCGGCCCUAGAGCCCUCCUUCUUCAACGGCGAAGUGCCGGUCACGCUCAAGUACACCGACCGCGAGGACCGCCGCGCCACGAUCACCGCGGCGGCGGGCGGGAUGGCGCGGCAGCGCGUGCUGAACCUGCAGCUCACCGAUGAGGCCGACGCCUACCUCCUCUACUCUCUCCACCUUUCGGAGGACGACUUCCACGCCCUCAAGACGGAGCAGUCUCUGCUGGUGGACUUUGCGACCUUCCCGGGCAAGCUGGUCGAGCUGCUGCGCCAGUGCCAGGCGUGUGCCGCCGAGGAGCAGCCGCGUUUCGUCGCCGAGCUCUCUGUCGGCGACAGCGCCGCCUCCUCCUCCGCCGGCAAGCCGCCGACGCUCGAGCGGUGGCGAGCGGAGGGCGAGAGCUUCCAGGCGGAGCUGUCCGAGUCUCGCUCCGCGCACCGAGAGGCGGAGAGCCGGGCGGCGGCGCUGGCGGCGCAGCUGCACGAGUCGCGGCUGGCGACGCGAGAGGCGACGCACCGGCUGGAGGGGGCGGAGCAGGAGGCGGCGCUGCUGCGCGAGCAGACCGCGGAGCUGCGCCGCGAGAACAGCGGCCUCGCCGCCGCCAACCACGCCCUCGAGAAGGCGGCCGGCGCCUCGCGCAUCGAGGUUGCCGCGCUGAGCGCGAGCACCGCCGACAAGGACGCGCUCGUCGCAAAGACGUCGUCGCUGCUCGAGGCGGCGGCGGACGCGAGGCGGUACGAAUGGGGAAGAGGAAUAGCCACUCGGUUGGUGUGA